AUCGUUUUUUUUGCCGGGGUGGUGGUGGGAUUGGGAUAGAGUUCGGGCCACUGCCUGUGAAAACUGUGAAUCGCGUCGCGUUGCACACGGCCAAAACGAUAGCGCGCGCACGCACGCACGCAUCCGUGCCGCACGCCGCGCGCCGCCUACGUCUCGUCCCACGCGGUUCCCGACCGGACCCCACACCACACCUGCCACCAACGCAUCUCCGCCUUAUUUGAGGCGCGCGCACGGGGCGCCCAAGCCAUCCAGCCUGCGUGCGACCUACCAACGCGCGCACUCCUCGAUCCCAUCAUCGGAAGGCGGCGAGGCGCGCGGUGGAGGAUUGAUCUGCGGGAGGGAUUGAUGGCGGAGGCGGAGGCGGAGGCGGCGGGGGCGGGGGCGGGGGCGGGGCCGGCGAGGAGGACGACGAGGGUGGGGCGCUACGAGCUCGGCAAGACGAUCGGGGAGGGGAGCUUCGCCAAGGUCAAGGUCGCCCGCGACACGCGCACCGGCGACACCCUCGCCAUCAAGGUGCUCGACCGCAACCAUGUGCUUCGCCACAAGAUGGUCGAGCAGAUCAAACGGGAGAUUUCCACAAUGAAGCUAAUAAAACAUCCAAAUGUGGUCCAGUUGCAUGAGGUCAUGGCUAGCAAAUCAAAGAUAUACAUGGUUCUUGAAUAUGUUGAUGGAGGCGAGCUUUUUGAUAAGAUUGUCAAUUCUGGGAGACUAGGAGAAGAUGAAGCAAGAAGAUACUUCCAUCAACUUAUAAAUGCAGUAGAUUAUUGCCACAGCAGAGGAGUGUACCAUAGAGAUCUGAAGCCAGAGAAUCUGCUUCUUGAUUCACAUGGAGCUCUUAAAGUUUCAGAUUUUGGCCUUAGUGCGUUUGCUCCACAAACAAAAGAGGAUGGACUUCUGCAUACUGCUUGCGGAACACCAAAUUAUGUUGCACCUGAGGUGCUUGCUGAUAAAGGUUAUGAUGGUAUGGCUGCUGAUGUAUGGUCCUGCGGCAUAAUCUUAUUUGUCCUCAUGGCUGGAUAUUUACCUUUCGAUGACCCCAACCUAAUGACCCUUUACAAACUGAUCUGCAAGGCAAAAGUUUCUUGUCCACAUUGGUUUUCUUCAGGUGCGAAGAAGUUCAUUAAGCGCAUACUUGAUCCUAAUCCCUGCACAAGAAUAACAAUUGCACAAAUUUUGGAAGAUGAUUGGUUCAAAAAGGAUUACAAACCACCACUUUUUGAGCAAGGUGAAGAUGUGAGCCUUGAUGAUGUUGAUGCUGCAUUCGAUUGUUCAGAGGAGAAUCUCGUGGCAGAGAAGAGAGAAAAGCCUGAAUCCAUGAAUGCAUUUGCUCUAAUUUCAAGGUCACAGGGAUUCAACCUUGGAAAUUUAUUUGAGAAGGAAAUGAUGGGAAUGGUGAAGCGGGAAACUUCCUUCACAUCUCAAUGUACACCACAGGAGAUCAUGUCUAAAAUAGAGGAAGCUUGUGGACCUCUUGGUUUCAAUGUGCGGAAACAAAAUUAUAAGAUGAAGUUAAAAGGUGAUAAGACUGGAAGAAAAGGCUAUUUAUCUGUAGCAACGGAGGUUUUCGAGGUUGCUCCAUCACUCCACAUGGUUGAGCUUCGUAAAACUGGAGGGGACACGCUGGAGUUUCACAAUUUCUACAACAAUUUCUCGUCAGAGUUAAAAGACAUAGUGUGGAAAUCUGAAUCUGACGCAAAAGCAGCAAAGAAGAGGUGAUCUUUAGUAUUCCAACUAUCCAAUGCUCCUGGAUGUAGUUCCCCCUUUGUAGCGUUUGCACCAUUUCUCCAGGUGAUACCAAAGGAUAUCGUCCUCCUGGUCUUGUGCACAUUGAUGAAUUUUCUGUGGGGUCACAUCUUGUUGUGCCAAUCCUUGCAAAAGGGAGCGCUUUUUUUUUUCUUUUUACCCUUAGCGCAACUGUAGACAUGCUCACAUGCAUGUAUAAGGCCCUCCCGGAGAUGCACCUUGUAUUUGCAGUUGGGAUGUCAAAUAGGUGUCCUACAUGCUUUGGUGACCAGUAGGGUUGUGUGCCUUUUCUUUUAGUGCUGAAAAGUAUAUAAUAAGAUCAAAAUGUGAAAUUGGGAGGCUAUGUAACACUAAGCUGUGCUCUGUUCUUGAGAAACCUAGCAGCAGAAUGGCAGUGUAACUUUGUUAGUUCUUUCUUUUGUGAAACUGUAAUGGCUUCACACCUGAGCUAUGGGUGUAUGUAUUCAAUCAUGAUGCAAUCUGAUUGGCCGGAUAAAAGAAA
Messenger RNA from Oryza sativa Japonica Group (Japanese rice), 2245 nucleotides. NCBI's taxonomy places the organism in Eukaryota, Viridiplantae, Streptophyta, Magnoliopsida, Poales, Poaceae. The record is from RefSeq and is a predicted model, not a curated record.